AUGUCUGACCUGGAGCAAUCGGUGGUGGCGGCGACUUCGUCCUCGCCGUCUCUUCCGGCCACCGACUCCACUGCCCUCAACUAUGCCUUCCUUGUCCACUCGCAGAAAACCCUCACUCAGAAUCUUCCUCCCCGUGUCGACAACAAACUGCUCGCUCGCCAAAAACGCCGUCGAACGAGCCCGGAGGAUCAUGCCAUCCUAGAAGAGGAGUACCAGCGAAAUCCAAAGCCAGACAAGGUAGCGCGGGCGAAUAUUGUGAACCGCGUCUCGCUCGGCGAGAAAGAGGUCCAGAUCUGGUUUCAAAAUCGUCGCCAGAACGACCGUCGCAAAUCCAAACCUCUCCAGCCGCACGAGCUUCUCGCUCCUCGAUCGAGUAUGUCCGAUUCGUCGGGACACCCUGCUAGUGACGAUAACGCGUCCGCGGAGCCCGGGUCGUCGAGUGGGGCAGAGCAAAUUGACACCCCAGAACGACCGGAGAGCACCAAGCCAAAAUCGUGGGGCGGCGAGCUGCUACAUUUGCCGGAUUCGGAUCCAGUGAUGGGGGAGAAAGAAGACGAUGAUCUGCCUCCGCAGAGCACACAAACGAGCGUGGCAACUGAGGCUGUGGAAGAAACCCCGCCAACGACCCAAGAGGAGUUCCAUGGGCACAGCUCAGGACUAAACCUGGAAAAUGGGUCGGAUGAAAAUCAGUUGCACGUUCCGAAGCGAAAGCGGUCAUUAUCUGAUGUCAGAGGCGAGGGGUCGGAUGAAGUGCCAGAGACAGUCCACGUUGGAAUCACGACGCCUGUCAAAUCCCCACCGUCACUGCGGUUGUCCUUCUCGUUUGAUGGAGAAGCCAUGGUACGCAAGGAAGAUGAGUUGACACCAUCGCCACCGAAAGGCCGGAACGCGUUGAGGAUAGCCAUGUCGUGUGAUGGGAAAGCUGUCAUCCGGGCGGAGAAUGAGCCUUCACCGUCCAAAAACCGAGUCGCCAUGUUCUCUGUGCGUCGAACAAAGCAGUCCAGCCUUCGCCGGACGAGCAGCGCUAUCUUCCCAGCCACGCCGCGGGCAGACAUGACUGAGAAGGACCGUGUCUUUGGCCGAUCCCGUGACCCUCGCAAUUGGGAGUCAUUCUUCGAUACAGAUGCGCGCAGUGCUCUGUCCACACCAAGCAGUUCUCAGACUGCACCUCACCUCUCCCCGGGCCUCUUCCAAUCCCGCAGCCAGCGGUCCCUGACUCGCAGUGCCUCAACACGGCACAGCCUCGCGAUUCACGAAGACAAUGCCCGCACCCCGAUUUCCCAGUCCAUGGGUGAGAAGCGACGAAAGCUCUCUCGCACAACAGAUCGAAACCGUGCCAACGCGAGCUCUAAGCUCUCCAAGUCUAUGUCCAAAUCGCACAAGCCGGGCUUUGAGCUUGAUGCCGGUGACUCCGACAAGGAGAACUGGGUUCCUGGAACUCGGUCGUCGCAGGCUCGCCGCCGUCCAAAUCCUAAUGCCACUCGCUCUGUUCUGCGUGAUGCCAACCGUAACCGCGGGUUGGGACUGUCAACCAAUGGGAAGCGUAACCGCCCACUUGGCUCCGGCGUCCAGGGUAAAGCGCCAGACGUAGACGCCGAUGUCUCGGCGUUUAUGGCGGGCGGUAACGGCGGUAGUCAAGAGGACGAUUUGGACUGUGUUCAAGGUCUCUUGUCACUGAGCCAGGGGGCUUGGAGAUGA
Penicillium chermesinum is the source of this 1698-nucleotide messenger RNA. Its product is annotated as homeobox domain-containing protein. The record is from RefSeq and is a predicted model, not a curated record. Gene Ontology annotation, biological process: regulation of transcription by RNA polymerase II; cell differentiation. The transcript has 4 exons. Bases 1 to 1698 code for a protein of 565 amino acids. Lineage: Eukaryota; Fungi; Ascomycota; Eurotiomycetes; Eurotiales; Aspergillaceae. Gene Ontology annotation, molecular function: DNA-binding transcription factor activity, RNA polymerase II-specific; RNA polymerase II cis-regulatory region sequence-specific DNA binding.